AUUGGGGCAUUAAUUAGAAUAAAAGAUGGCGGACGAUGACGACUUGAGUGAUGAGAGCUACCCAUUGGAAUACAGCGAGAGUGAGGAGGAGCCUGACGUUGAUCUAGAGAACCAGUACUACAACAGCAAGGCACUGAAGGAGGACGAGCCAGAGGCUGCUCUCUCGUCUUUUGCACAAGUACUGGAGCUUGAGGAAGAGAAAGGGGAAUGGGGAUUCAAGGCAUUGAAGCAGAUGAUGAAACUUCACUUUAGACUGAGGCAAAACAAUGAAAUGAUGAACUGCUACAAGAAGUUACUAACAUACAUGAGGGGAGCUGUUACUAGAAACUAUUCAGAGAAGUCCAUCAAUUCGAUUCUUGACUACAUCUCAACGUCUGAACAGGCUGACCUUUUACAAGAUUUUUAUGAAGCUACUCUUGAAGCUCUUAAAGACGCUAGGAAUGACAGACUUUGGUUUAAGACAAAUGUUAAGCUGGGAAAGCUGUGUUUUGAUCAAGGAGAAUUCAACAAGCUAACUAGAAUAAUUAAACAGCUCCACCUUUCCUGUCAAACUGCUGAAGGUGAAGAUGAUGUAAAGAAAGGCACUCAAUUACUAGAAGUUUAUGCACUUGAGAUACAAAUGUACACAGCUCAGAAGAAUAACAAAAAAUUAAAGGCACUUUACGAGCAGUCGUUGCGAAUCAAGUCAGCCAUCCCUCAUCCACUAAUAAUGGGAGUCAUAAGAGAAUGCGGAGGAAAGAUGCAUCUAAGAGAAGGAGAGUUCAGUCAGUCUCACACUGAUUUUUUUGAGGCUUUCAAGAACUAUGAUGAAUCAGGAAGCCCAAGACGAUUAGCCUGUCUUAAGUAUCUUGUACUGGCUAACAUGUUAAUGAAAUCAGCUAUCAAUCCUUUCGAUUCACAAGAAGCUAAGCCUUAUCGUAACAAUCCUGAGAUUGUGGCAAUGACGAAUCUUGUCAGCGCGUAUCAGAACGAUGACAUUGUUGGUUUUGAGGAGAUCCUUAAAAGCAAUAGGAGCACGAUAAUGGAAGACCAGUUUAUAAGAGAGCAUAUUGAGGAGUUGCUGAGAAACAUCAGACAGCAAGUGCUCAUUAAACUGAUUCGUCCUUACACUCGAGUGAGGAUCGAUUUCCUUUCUCAGGAACUCAAAGUAGACCCGAUCGAAGUGGAAUCUCUAUUAGUUGCUUGUAUCCUUGACAAGACUAUUCAAGGAAAGAUUGAUCAGGUUCAGCAGAUAUUAGAGCUGGACGCUAUGCUGCAAGGAAGUGCCAGAUAUGAUGCAGUGGAGAAUUGGAGCUCUCAUCUUAAUUUGCUGCACACUGCAGUAGUGGGGAGAAUGGUCUGAGAAAGGUUACCUUUUAGCACAUUACUAUUCUAUAUUAUACUGAUAACUAUUGUGUUCUCACCUGAUUGUCUUAAAUAAACACUUACAUUCAUGAAUAAUAAAUUAAA
Messenger RNA from Amphimedon queenslandica, 1449 nucleotides. Its product is annotated as COP9 signalosome complex subunit 2-like. NCBI's taxonomy places the organism in Eukaryota, Metazoa, Porifera, Demospongiae, Haplosclerida, Niphatidae. The transcript has 14 exons. The record is from RefSeq and is a predicted model, not a curated record. Bases 26 to 1342 code for a protein of 438 amino acids.